AAAAGCCUGAGGAGUGUGGAUCUGUCGAGCUAUGGCGGCUACUGCCUCUUCGAACCUUUUCUCUGCGUCAUCCCUGAAGAAUAAACCAUUUCCUUUUUCUUCUUCUUCUUCUUCUUCUUCCUUGUCGGCGUCUCUCUCAUGGCGUCCUCCUCUCUCCAACAUCUUCAGAAUCAACGUAGCCGCCCCUCGCCGCGUGGGACAGCGGAAGGCUUCCUUCGUUGUGCUGGCGAUGGAAGCGAAGCCGACGGUGCUCGUCGCGGAGAAGCUCGGUGAGGCUGGACUCAAACUCUUGAAGGGAUUUGCCAACGUUGAUUGCUCCUAUAACAUGACUUCGGAGGAUCUCUGCACUAAGAUCUCUCUCUGCGACGCCUUGAUCGUUAGGAGUGCUACCAAAGUCAAUCGUGAAGUGUUCGAGUCGUCGGGCGGUCGACUUAAAGUGGUUGGUCGCGCUGGUGUUGGCAUUGAUAACGUUGAUCUGUCGGCCGCCACCGAGCACGGUUGCCUCGUCGUCAAUGCACCAACUGCUAAUACUGUUGCUGCCGCUGAGCACGCCAUUGCCCUCCUCACUGCUAUGGCUCGCAACAUCGCCAGGGCGGAUGCCUCUGUCAAGGCUGGCAAGUGGGAACGAAACAAACUUGUUGGCGUUUCAGUUGUUGGAAAAACGCUCGCCGUGAUGGGAUUUGGCAAGGUGGGAUCAGAGGUUGCACGGCGUGGCAAGGGGCUGGGUAUGAAUGUGAUUGCACAUGAUCCAUAUGCCCCUGCAGACCGCGCUCGUGCAAUUGGUGUUGAGCUGGUGUCUUUUGACGAAGCUCUAUCAAAUGCAGAUUUCAUCUCGUUGCACAUGCCUCUUACUCCUUCUACAUCAAAGAUGUUCAAUGACGAAGCUUUUGCAAAGAUGAAGAAGGGGGUUCUAAUUGUCAAUGUUGCUCGUGGUGGAGUGAUUGAUGAGGAGGCUCUUGUGAGGGCAUUGGACUCUAGGGUUGUUGCUCAGGCAGCUCUUGAUGUAUUUACGGAAGAGCCACCUCCAAAAGACAGCAAGUUGGUACAGCAUGAAAGGGUAACUGUGACUCCACAUCUUGGUGCCAGCACAAUGGAAGCUCAGGAGGGAGUGGCCAUUGAAAUAGCUGAAGCGGUUGUUGGGGCCUUGAAAGGGGAGCUUGCUGCUACUGCUGUAAAUGCACCUAUGGUCCCCGCUGAGGUUUUGUCAGAGCUUGCACCAUUUAUUGUACUGGCAGAGAAGCUUAGCAGACUGGCUGUACAGUUGGUAGCAGGUGGAAGUGGAGUGAAGACAGUGAAGGUUACUUAUGCAUCUGCCAGAGCACCUGAUGAUCUUGAUACUAGGGUGCUCCGUGCUAUGAUCACCAAGGGUCUGAUUGAGCCCAUAUCCGAUGUGUUUGUCAAUCUGGUUAAUGCUGAUUUCACUGCUAAACAGAGAGGAUUGCGGAUUACAGAAGAGCGAAUCCUGCUGGAUGGUUCACCUGAGAACCCACUUGAGUUCAUCCAGGUUCAAAUUGCCAAUGUGGAGUCAAAAUUUGCUAGUGCUAUCUCCGAGGCUGGGGAGAUUAAAGUGGAGGGAAAGGUGAAGGAUCGGAUACCCCAUUUGACUAAGGUGGGUUCUUUCGAUGUGGAUGUGAGCUUAGAAGGCAGCCUCAUACUGUGCAGGCAGGUUGAUCAACCAGGUAUGAUUGGAAAGGUGGGAAGCGUCUUGGGUGAAGAAAAUGUGAAUGUAAGCUUCAUGAGUGUUGGGAGGAUUGCCCCACGAAAGCAAGCAGUAAUGACCAUCGGUGUAGAUGAAGAACCCAGCAAAGAGACCUUGAAGAAGAUUGGGGAGAUACCAGCUAUUGAAGAGUUUGUUUUCCUCAAGUUGUAAUCUUUAGUGGCUCUCAAUUUUGAAAUGUCACAAGAAAU
This is a messenger RNA of Telopea speciosissima, 1908 nucleotides long. Its product is annotated as D-3-phosphoglycerate dehydrogenase 1, chloroplastic-like. The coding region runs from base 32 to 1870 and encodes 612 amino acids. Gene Ontology annotation, molecular function: NAD binding; phosphoglycerate dehydrogenase activity. The transcript is spliced from 5 exons. Gene Ontology annotation, cellular component: chloroplast stroma. Gene Ontology annotation, biological process: L-serine biosynthetic process. NCBI's taxonomy places the organism in Eukaryota, Viridiplantae, Streptophyta, Magnoliopsida, Proteales, Proteaceae. The record is from RefSeq and is a predicted model, not a curated record.